AUGGCGUGUCUUGUGGAGCAUCUGGGAGGGUCCCGUAGCAAGGGCGAUUUCAAAUCUCAUCUAUAUAAGGAUAGCAGGAAAGUGUACGAUUUGCGAGAUAUCCCUCCAACCGAUAGACUCAAGGAGUCAUGUCUGGACUACCCACCGGCAAAGUCGAAGCGUUACCUCGAGCAGGUGGCUCUCUGUCCAGCCGAGACCCCCGGCCAGACGACUGAGAGCACCGGUCUUCAGCGGGGAUCACCAAUACUGCCAGUGAAAAUGAGCCUACCGCGCCUUGCGCGUACCUUUUCACCUGCCACAAUCCUCCCCGAGAAUACGCACGCACCAUCUGCAUCUAGGUCUCUAGCCGACACCAGAACAACGGAUGAACAUGUAUCAAACGGCAAUCCACUCACGAAAUCGGAUCUUCCAUGGAGCCUGACGGACGCCGUUUCACUCGCUACUGUUUCCUCGAAGCAUGCAGAUUUCCCGCUAGUAUUGGGGAUGGUAGACAGGGUGGCAGGAGAAUAUAUACCCGAUGGUCACCAACUCCCGUCAUUACAUCAUCCAUGGAUCCCAACGGAAACCAUUUCGCCUGCCAUCGUGUCUUCGGAGUCUGCACAUUUCCAGCCGGCUUCUGGGUUUCAGGCCGGCGACAUGAUAGAUGAACAUGCACAUGAGGACUAUCCACUCACGGCCUCAGAUGUCAUUCCGAGCCGCACGAGCAUCGUGCCUCCCACUAUUUUCCCCCCAGCGCAUGCGCAGAUCCCACCGGCAAACGAGUUUGUGCACAACGCCAGGAUAACAGAGGCAUAUGAAUUCGAUGGUUACCCGUAUCCAACAUGGAAUUCAAAUAUCGAAUACAAUGACGUCGAUUAUUUUCCCCAUCGACGGCCAACGAUGGACGGGGGGGACGCCCUUGGAGAUGCCAUAUCAUCAGUGGGCUUUAUGGUGUUGUAUAACUACUUGGAGGAUCCAAGCCUGGAUGUCAACAAGCUGGACCUAGCGAUACCCAAGCUUGGAAACCCGAUCAUACCUUGGGAAGGUGUUGAACUCAACCAUGACGACGAUCGAAUGUCGGAACCACCACAAUUGAUCUUUGAUGACGGUAAAAUGGAGCUGGACGAACUCCCUUUCAUCUCUGGUGAAGACGGUGCUGUCGGCGCGAGUGGCCUUGUGCCCACCAGUCUCUUUAGUUCUAUGGAGGAGGAGGAGGACAUUUGGUGGAUUAACUGA
Molecule: messenger RNA, 1215 nt
Organism: Tricharina praecox
Lineage: Eukaryota; Fungi; Ascomycota; Pezizomycetes; Pezizales; Pyronemataceae
Exons: 3
Coding region: 1-1215 (404 amino acids)
Source: RefSeq, a predicted model, not a curated record